AUGCCUGCUCGCCAGCAGUUGUGCCAUGUGGUGGAGCUACUGCAGUGCGCUUUGCUACCCUGCCUCAGCAGCCGAUCGCUCGCGGCGAUGGAGGGCAUCUGCAAGGAGUUGCGCAAGACCAUCGUCGCAGGUGAGCUCUGGGCCCGAUGCUUUAGCUUAGCGUUGCCCGACUUCGAGCUUUCUCCGACUUGCCUCACAGUCCUGAACUGCGAAGGAGAUGGCCGCGGCCGUGGCGAGCUCAAGCACAUCCUCGGCACUCUUGCAGCAGUGAGGAGCCAUGCAGUCAUCGACUUGAAAGGUGUUCGACUGCCCCUUCCAAGCCCAGCAAUGGCAAAGCAGCUCUUGUCCAAGGUUGAAAUGGCCAGAAUCAAAGCCUUGAAGCAAAUGGAAGAAGCAGGAGUUCCUGGACGGGUUUUGAUGCGGCAUGUCUGCUUCCGUCAGGAGGCCCAGGUGCCUGCCCCAUACCGUGGCCUUGACGUCAUUUGCCGCGCGAGUGAACCCAUACUUUUUGACUUGGAGAAGCCGGAUGGUCAGAUCCAGUCGCUGGCUCUCCAGCUGAAGUGGGUGGAGAACGAGGUGCGCCUACGCGUGAUGCUGGUGCAGAACGGCAUGUGGCCUUUUCCUGUUGCUGAGUCAGAAGCCAGAACCUUGGCCGUGGACGUUGUGGCUACGAGCAAAAUGCCAUUGCUUGCGACGAGGGGUACACAGGUGAAGCUCGGGGCGGGUUGGUAUCCAACCAGCGGCAUCACGGCCGCGAUGAUGCCGACAUCAGAUCUGUUUCGGCUCCUGGCAACCGAUGGCCUUACCUGCGUCAUCGCCGUCUGUGACUACGUCGAGAGCCAUGCAGUGAACGCGGGCCUCAGUUGCGUGCUCAGAUGUUGCAGCACGGUGGAACUGUUGUCGAAGAACAUCUCAUAUCAUGCAUGCGAAGUCAGCCUCCCGUUUGUGUUGAAGCAUUCAUGUCCUUCUUCUUUCGAGCGUGGUCCACUUGCAGUGUUUCUUCUACUUGCUAGCCAACUAAAUCUAUUGCAGACCUCACUCUGGAGCAUCCCGCCAAGUGGACCUUUCAUGGCCAACGUUGCCAUGUCCAGGCUCCUAGAGAUCGAGGCCUCAGACGCCUCCUUUGAGACUCCCAUCUCCGUGGUUCCAGAUCUGGUGGAGGCUGUCUCUGUCCACCCCGGCCUGGGGGUGAAGAUGUCGGGGAAGAGGCUGCGCUUUGGGGCGAUGCCACAGGACGUCUUCUCAGACUUCGGCCCGCCUCAGCAGGUUUGUGUGAAGGACUUGAUCCAGCCGCCUCUGGACGCCUUCCGCAUCCACUCCCGCACGCCGCUGAGACCGGCGAGCUUGGACUACUACUACAACUACUUCUACCUCGGAAUGGACGUGCUCUUCGACGGGCAGACCCAUCUGGUGCAGAAGAUCGUGCUCCACACGAAUACACCAACUCAUGAGCGUUUCUCCCGGUAUACGCGGUGUUUCUUCCAGUUGCAGAUCGAGUUUCACCGUGGUUCCAGUUUUUUGGCCAAGGCACAAGCUCAUGAGAGCCACCAUCGCCAUCACGAGGAUGACAAGAAAGGCAUCGGAAAGACUAUGACGGUGCUGUUCACAAUGUUCCUUUGUUGCAGCUGGUGGGUUGGCAACGCAAUAUUUGCUCAACUCCCGCUGCUGGUCUCUCGCCUGCCGGAGUCAGAUGCCCUCGGCACGCAGCUAUCGAUGAUGGUGCAAGCAGGCAACAUCUUCUCCAUCAGCUACAAGAUCAUUGAGCAUCACGUGGGGCCGUUGGAUGCAAACCUUGUCGUCAACGGCAUGCACCAAGCAUCCCUUCUUCUUUUGAUGUUCCUGGCUCUUUUCUGGGACUCGCAGCUGAUGGGUCGGAGCCUGCCUUUGCUGGGAUUUUCGAUUCUCGCUGGUGGCCUCGGCUGCCUGUCGGAUCUGACCUAUUGGUCGCUGGUGAUGCGGCAUCCUCCACCGUGUACCAAAGCUGUCGGUGUAGGCAUGUCUCUUGGCAACUUCGUGGUUCUUGGCUUGUCCACCGUUCAGGUUACGGGACGCAGUGUGGACAACCCCCGCUUUGGAGUGACGAACUUCUUCGUGCUGGCAGCACUGUUUCAGAUGCUUUGGGGUAUCGUCACGCUCAUCGUCCAGGACAAGCUUGGCCCUGCAGUGGUCUGGGCCGCGGGAUUCGUUUCGGAAAGCUUCGGGAAGCGCCUCCUGAACUUAAUAAAUCCCAUGCACGAGAAGGCGGUCGCCUUGCUGCGCGCUGAGCAGGAGGAGGUGCAGGAGGCCCAGCCGGCAGGCGGAGUGACGGACCACCCGGGGCCAAAGUCCUCGGGGCUGCCGCGGAAGAAGAAGAUCUUGCUCUUUGAAGCGGUCAACUUCUGUACAUAUGCCACAACUUACACCUUGCCUUGUAUUUUGCCUUUCGUCGCGGCGGCUUUUCCUGAGACUGGGCGAAAAUCAAAUUAA
Messenger RNA from Symbiodinium sp. CCMP2592, 2466 nucleotides. NCBI's taxonomy places the organism in Eukaryota, Dinophyceae, Suessiales, Symbiodiniaceae. The record is from the annotation of a GenBank genome assembly.